GAUAUAGUUUAUGCUCAAUGUGAAAUCCAGGAAGAAAAUGAAGAAUGCUCGUCUGACUGCUGGGAUGCAGGUUCAAAGAUUGUCGCCUAUUCGUCAGUUAGCAGGGAGGACUAUUCAAAACAGCAAAAUGAAGAUCACCACACGAUGCCUUCAAGCGAUUCCUCAGAUAUACAGGUCGAUGUAUUAGAUGAUGAUUAUGAAAAUUGUCGAAUGCUGAUUGCUGGUCUUAGAGGUGUAGGCAAAAGCGCCCUAACCAACUCUAUUGCCGGAAGUGACGUUCAAGUAUCUAAAGGCUCACUGGGAUCUGUUACACAAAAAGCCUCUCAAAUAAAAUGUAAAAGAAAGGAAAGAUAUCUAGUAUGUUUUGACACACCUGGUUUGUCUACGAUUAAUGACACAAAACUAGUGCAGGAACAAUACGAGAAAUGUUUGAUCAAAGCCGCUCCUGGAUUUCACGCCAUAUUAGUCGUGCAAAAAGCUAUAAGCUUCUCAGAUGACAACGAAAACUUCCUAAACAAGAUCACAAAGAUGUUUGGGGAAGACCUAUGGAAAUUCGUUGUGUUUGUUUUUACUCAUAUUGAUCAAAUAGAGGAAAGUUUGGAGAAAACAAUAGGAAAGGGAGACAAGCGCUUGCACUACUGGCUUCACAAAUGUGAACACCGGUACGUGGGAAUUAAUAACAAGGCAAAGGGGGAAGAAAAUGAGAAGCAAAUUUCAAAACUGCUCGAUGUUGUGGAGAAGAUGAAACAGGUGAAUUGUUGCAAGAUAUACACCAAUGAAGACUUUAAGAAAACCUAUACUAUGUUAAAGGUUGCUGCACGUGACCUAAAGGUGUCCGUUCAAAAUAUCCGUGACAAUCCAGGAAAAAUAUUAGGAUUUACAUUAGAAGUAUUAAAAUAUUUUAAUAACCCUUGAGGCUGAAAAUAGAGGGAAAUAGAGAGAAGAAAGAGGAGGAUAGAGCGAAAGAGAGAAGGAAAGGAGAAAGCAAAAGGGUGAGAGAGGGGGAGACAAGAAGAGAAGGAAAUGCAGAGAGAGGGGGGGUGGGGACAGACAAACAGACAGAGAAGACAAGGGACAGACAGAAAGUGUGAUUUUAAUAAUGUUCUCCAAAGAACCAUAUGUUCAUAUACAUAUGAUUUUCUUUUUGGUUGUAGUUGUUUACUGUAUCAAAUAUGAACAUUUAUCAGCUCUCAGUAAGUUUUCCGGAUUCACUAAACAUUAUUAUUUACAUUUAUGUUAUUACAAUUUGUUCUAUCUUACAUUUCGCAUUACAUGUUAUCAAUAAUGUAGAGCCUUAUUCCAGUAUUUGGAACAGUAAAAAGGAAUUUUUAUUUCCGUUGAUACUCAUUACUCUGUCACUGUUUAUUUUGUUCAUUUUUUAGUUGAAACAUUCUUAUCAUCUGGUGCCAGACUUGGCUAAAGACAUUUCUCUAAAUCUUACAUAUAUUCAUACAUUCUCAAUUUAUUCAAAACAAAUUCUAUACCAAAGUCCAAAAUUUAUUUUGACUUAUUAGAGGUUUUAAGAGUUUACUAUCAACAGUACGAUACACAAAACUCAAAUGGUUAAAGAUUAAGAUUUUUCAAAAUAAGACUUUUUCAUUGGUCGAUUGAAAACAUUUAUUUACACUAAAUAAAGGUAUUUUCAGAAAGACAGCACAAAUAUGACAAAUGAAUACCUUAGCAUAUGACUUAAACACCAAGGUCAAGGUCAUAUUGUCACAAUUGUUUGUUACCAAGAUAAGGACUUCUCCAAAGAAAUACCCAUGAAAUUUGAAGUCCUAGCACAAACUGAUCAAAAGUUAUUGCCAAGAUUAUUUUUUUUCAAAAGCAGGUAAAAUUCCAAGGUUGAACACAAAGAGUUCUUUUUUAACAUAAGGUUUUGAAUAUCUUUCGGAUUUAUUUUCAUAUUGGUGUGCAGACAUUUUCAUUUUUUUUUAUCAAGAACCUACAGAUGAUUCAUUAGAAGUUUUCGAUAGUUUUUGUCUUGUUUGUUUGAUUGUUGUUUAAUGAAAUGAGACGACACCUCUUGCCAGUGGAGAGCUGUAUUUUGUUUUAUCAAAUACUUGACACUCAAGACCACACAGAAGGAGGGAUCUUUUUCCUGUGGGCACCUACUGCGACACGGGACCUUGGUCUAUACGGUCUCAUCCUAAGAGUCUCCUUGUCCCACAGUGGAACUAGAAUUCUUGACGUAAUGUUCAACUCCUAACUUCAUGAUUCUAGAUCAGACGCGCUUACCACUGCGUCACGCGGACGACUCUUCAGUUUUAUAAGUGA
Molecule: messenger RNA, 2277 nt
Organism: Saccostrea cuccullata (small rock oyster)
Lineage: Eukaryota; Metazoa; Mollusca; Bivalvia; Ostreida; Ostreidae
Product: GTPase IMAP family member 9-like
Exons: 4
Coding region: 145-915 (256 amino acids)
Molecular function (GO): GTP binding
Source: RefSeq, a predicted model, not a curated record